GGAGGGGAUCCGUUCAGCCACGCAGCGGAUUCGCACGGUGCAGACGCCGGCGCCGAUCGCGACUGCCGCCACAGACGCGACGCAUCCGCAACAUGGACUUUACAGAGAUCUACAAGCAGACAGGGCAGCUGGUGUCCUUCUCGCCCGGCGCCCACUUCCUCCUCACCGCCAUCCAAGACCGCCUCGUCGUCCGCCGCACCGACUCCUUCCACAUCACCCGCUCCUGGCAGCUCCACCCCGACCCCUCCCCCACCGCGUCUGCCGUUUCCCAGCCGCCCAGCAAGUCCUCCCGUCUCACGACCUCCAGGAGACCUCCCGCUCGCGCUCCUCCGGAUGGAGGCGCAGGCAGCUCGGUCGACAGAGACGGCUGGAUCACGCACGCAGGCUGGUCCUGCGACUCCGAGUACAUCCUUGCUGCGUGUGCACGCAAAGGCGUCGUCGACGUCUUCAAGAUGCGCGACGAAGAAUGGCGCGCGCGCAUAGAGGCGGGCGCGGAAGGCCUUGUCAAAGCCGAAUGGGCCCCCGACGGGCGAAGCAUCGUCUGCUGGAGUGAGUGGGGGCUACGAGUGACCGUCUGGAGUUUGGUUACAGACUCCGCGACGUACAUCCAGUACCCAGCACAUCCCGAACGAGGGUACGCCUUCCGCUCCGAUGGGCACUAUCUCAUCCUGGCAGAACGCCAUAAAUCCAAGGACGCCAUGGGAGUGUACGAUGCCACCUCCACAUACCGCAUGGUCAGGCACUUUCCGCUCCCGACUGCGCUCUUCGCUGCCCUCAGCCUCUCACCGACCGGGAAUCACGUCGCCGUCUGGGAGGGCCCGCUCGAGCACAAAAUCUACAUCUUGAGUUUGGCAGGCGAGCUGCUGGGAACGUUCACGCCUGAGAAGGACCCUACCUUUGGGGUGCGUGCGGUCGCGUGGCAUCCAGUUGGGCUGUUCCUUGUUGUGCUAGGGUGGGACGACAAGGUAUACGUGUUAGAAAACCUGACAUGGGGCCCUGUCGCCACAUUCGAGCUGCAGAGCCGAAUACCGACGGGCACGACAAUCUGGCGCGAGCCACUCGAGUGGCUCGAGGCCACGGGCGGGCGUGGCUUCCUCUCCUACGAACGCGUGCAGGCUCCUCAUACAUUGACUCUGACACCACGCGACCGCACAAAACCUCCAUCAGAGCUGUCUGCAGCCACCAAGUCGUCCUGCGAACAUCUCGCCUGGAACAUCGACGGCACGACCCUUAUGGUGCGCUACGGCGGCGCGCCCGAGGCAAUCUGGCUCUACGUCUUCCCUAGCUUCGCCCGGCCGCCAGACAGCCGCUCUGCGCCCCCCGCCGUGAUGAAGCCAAAGCUCAGGAGCGUGCUGCUGCAUGCAAGUGCCGUGACCAGUGCGGUUUGGAACCCCGUCCGGAAGGCUUCCCUCGUGUGUGCGACGGGCGGCGGGGCGGUCUACCUGUGGAGUGACGAGUGGGUCUCUGCGUCUCCGGAGGGCGAGGGGGAAGCAGAGGAGGUGGCGGAGUGCGUUGGCGUGCCCGCGCGGAAGUUUGCGGCGGGGGCGCUGAGGUGGGCGCCGGACGGCCGGGGACUGGUGUUGCUGGACCGCGAGACGUUCUGCUGUGCGUUUGAGGUCGAGGAAGAGGCCGGAGACGUGCCGGUUCCCGGUUGAGCGGUGGACGAAUGCGUGUCAUGGUCCCUGUGUAUGAUUAGUGAAACCCCAGCCGUACGAUGGCGAUACGUUGUGAACUUCA
Rhodofomes roseus is the source of this 1737-nucleotide messenger RNA. RefSeq names its product YVTN repeat-like/Quino protein amine dehydrogenase. Lineage: Eukaryota; Fungi; Basidiomycota; Agaricomycetes; Polyporales; Fomitopsidaceae. Gene Ontology annotation, cellular component: MWP complex; mitotic spindle; microtubule organizing center. The record is from RefSeq and is a predicted model, not a curated record. The transcript is spliced from 8 exons. Gene Ontology annotation, biological process: mitotic sister chromatid segregation; protein localization to mitotic spindle pole body; microtubule anchoring at mitotic spindle pole body. The coding region runs from base 93 to 1655 and encodes 520 amino acids. Gene Ontology annotation, molecular function: protein binding.